AUGGAUCCUUCCAAUCUUACCACAGGUAUUCCUGAAGUACAACAGGAUAUACCCUAUCUUCGCUAUGUGCUGGUCACUGUCUUCUUUCUGCCGUGUGCCAUUUUAAUUUUUGUCGAAAACACCUUUGUCCUGUUGGCGUACAAGAGGGACAAACGGAUCCGGAGAAAUACAACCAACGCCUAUAUUCUCAACCUUGCUGUGGCUGACAUUCUUGUGAGUGUUGUCAUGGCAAUUUAUGUUCCAGUAUAUCUUACAGGCACUUGGAAGUUUGGCGGGGCGUUUUGUGUCGUCAUGUGGGUAUUGGACUACACAGCGACGGACAUGUCUGUAAUGACGAUCGUCGCCAUCAGCGUCGACAGGUACCUUAUGGUGCACAACUCUCUUCGGCAUCUAUCGAGACAAUCCCACAAGAAGGUAGCCAUCAUUUGCAGUAUCCUCUGGAUGACCUGUCUAUCUUCCCGUUCGACACUAGCCUUCACCUACUCCUCAAGGACAGGAUUCCUGCAUGAUGAGAACAGAAUUGGCGUGUGUGACAUUGGGUACGGAAAGAAUCUGGUCGUCCUCAUUAUAAUGUUCUUGAUCGAAUUCCUGGUUCCGGCUAUUUGCGUCUUCGUCCUCAAUCUCACAGUGUAUUUUCGUUUGAAGAGACGUACAAACAGGCUCCAAACCAGGCAAGGUCGAUACCACCUACCAUCAGCAGUUUCACUGGAUGAUAGAGCAUCUCAGACAACCUCCUGUGAAAACGAUGACAUGCGGAUUCAUAGAAGCGCAUCAGGUUCUCAACAUCAAAAAGCGGCAAGGUUCUUGGCAUUACUUCUGAGUGUCUUCGUACUAUGCUGGUUGCCCUUCUAUAUUAACGAGUGCUAUACGUAUUUCCGUUUCUCCGGUGUUCGUAAUGAAGCGCUAACCCAUCUAGUGUCAUUCGUUCUGUGGUUGAAUUCUGCCAUAAAUCCAUUCUUGUACGCUUUCACCAACGUCUUCUUCAAGGAGAAUUUUAAGCAGUUUUUGAGAUGCAAGGGAAGAUAG
Strongylocentrotus purpuratus (purple sea urchin) is the source of this 1026-nucleotide messenger RNA. Its product is annotated as alpha-1D adrenergic receptor-like. The record is from RefSeq and is a predicted model, not a curated record. The transcript has a single exon. Lineage: Eukaryota; Metazoa; Echinodermata; Echinoidea; Camarodonta; Strongylocentrotidae. The coding region runs from base 1 to 1026 and encodes 341 amino acids. Gene Ontology annotation, cellular component: membrane. Gene Ontology annotation, biological process: adenylate cyclase-activating adrenergic receptor signaling pathway. Gene Ontology annotation, molecular function: G protein-coupled receptor activity.